Molecule: messenger RNA, 1017 nt
Organism: Ylistrum balloti
Lineage: Eukaryota; Metazoa; Mollusca; Bivalvia; Pectinida; Pectinidae
Product: leucine-rich repeat-containing protein 74B-like
Exons: 11
Coding region: 1-1017 (338 amino acids)
Molecular function (GO): calcium ion binding; protein binding
Source: RefSeq, a predicted model, not a curated record
AUGUUAGAGGUCAACACAACCCUGAAGACAAUAUCUCUGUCAGGAAACCAGCUCAGUGACAAAGACGCUUUCUUCUUUAUUGAUGCCUUGAAGAGUAAUAUAUCACUGACAUCUCUUGACUUCAGCAACAACAACUUUGGGGAGAUGGCAGGUGUCUAUAUAGGGGGUGCUCUGGCAGUCAAUGACAGCUUGCAUGACCUUGACCUGAGUUGGAAUGCAAUCAGAGGAAAGGGAGCAAUAGCUAUGGCUGAAGCAUUAAACAAAAACAAUACCUUGGAGGUACUAGACUUGGCGUGGAAUGGUUUUGGUGUGGCUGGAGCCUCAGCCCUACAACAAGCCCUUAGAGUAAACACCAAGCUCAAAGUGCUGGACCUCAGCAACAAUCGAUUAAACAAGGAGGCUGCCAAACACCUUUGUGGGGGAAUUAGUCAGAACUUUGGCCUUGAGACUUUACUGCUGAACCUAAAUCCACUGGCAGAUGAUGGUAUAGAACUCAUUCUGCAAGGCUUAGCACAACAGGAAAGUUUGCGAUAUGUUUCACUAGAGAACUGUGGGGAGAUGAAUGUAAACCCUGCCAACUACAAGAAGAUAAAGGAGAUUGAAGAAUCCAGGGACAUUAGUAUCCUCCACGGGGGCAUGGGAGGAUAUCAGAGAUACUCGUCUCAAGAAAGUGUACUUCGUGUCCUGUCACGAUUUCUAAGGGAGCACCGUUCACAGCUGACUGAAGCAUGUCAUCUACAGGACAAGGACAAAAGUGGCAUUCUGUCUACAGAUGAACUUAAAGUGGCCUUCAGAGAGGCAGGACUCCGACUUACUAAUAAGCAGAUGAGCCUGUUGAUUGAUGAUAUAGACUCCAGACAUACAGGAAGUGUAAAUUAUGGAGACAUUCUCAGUGGAAAGGCAUUGGGUGAUUUCUACAACAGGAAGCCUUCUCUGGGUGCCACCGUUGCCACAACCUACAAUUCAAGACCAAACAGUGGCCACAGUAGCUAUGGACAACAUGUCACAGUGGCCUGA